Molecule: messenger RNA, 1275 nt
Organism: Kazachstania africana CBS 2517
Lineage: Eukaryota; Fungi; Ascomycota; Saccharomycetes; Saccharomycetales; Saccharomycetaceae
Gene: PST1
Product: Pst1p
Exons: 2
Coding region: 1-1275 (424 amino acids)
Biological process (GO): fungal-type cell wall organization
Cellular component (GO): plasma membrane; fungal-type cell wall
Source: RefSeq, a predicted model, not a curated record
AUGCAACUAAACUCAAAAUUAGCUUUAGCCUCAGUAUUGAGUGCUUCCGCUUUAGCAGCCACUAACUCUACAAGCUCAGUCCCAUCUUCCUGUAGUCUAGGUUCAAGUGCUACCGCUACUGCUCAAACCGAUUUAGAUAAAUAUUCCGAUUGUGAAACUCUAGUAGGUAAUUUAACCAUCACUGGUGACUUGGGUUCUGCCGCUUUAGCUAACGUCAAGACCAUCGACGGUUCUCUAACCAUCAACAAUGCCACUUCUUUGACACAAUUCUCCGCUGAUGCCGUCGAAACUAUCACCGGUGAUUUGAAUUUGCAAAGUUUAACUAUCUUAACCUCCGCCUCUUUCGGGGGGUUACAAACCGUCGAUAGUAUCAAUCUAAUCACUUUACCAGCAAUCUCCACUUUUGCCAGUAACUUAAAGAGUGCUCAAAAUAUCUACAUCUCCGAUACUUCUUUAGAAUCUAUCGAUGGUUUCUCCGUCUUAAAGGAUGUCAACGUUUUCAACAUUAAUAAUAACAAAUACUUAACCUCCAUUGAAUCUUCAUUAGAAACUGUCACGGACUCCUUAUCAUUCUCCUACAAUGCUGAUGAAGCUGCAAUCAACUUCGACAAUUUGGUCUGGGCUAAUAACAUUACCGUCUACUCCGUUAACAACGCUUCUUUUGCAAAGUUAUCAAACGUUAACGCUUCUUUAGGUUUCUUAAAUAACACCUUCACAUCCCUAUCAUUGAAUGCUUUGGAAACAGUCGGUGGUACUUUCACUGUCACUUACAAUGACGAUUUGACUAAAAUCACCGCUAAUAACUUAACUACUGUCAGCGGUGCUUUCAUUCUUUCUAACAACACUGAUUUAUCCCAAAUUGACGGUUUCUCCUCUUUGAAAACCAUUGGAGGUGCUCUAGACGUUGUAGGUAACUUCAGCACCUUAGAUUUACCAAGUUUAAAAUCAGUUAAAGGUGGUGCCGAUAUUGAAACUCACGCCACUAACUUCUCCUGUUCCGCUUUCAACAAAUUACAAAAGAGUGGUGCAAUUGAAGGUGACAAGUACGUCUGUAAGAAUGGUGCUACUUCUACUUCAGUUUCUUUAUCUGCUACAUCUACAUCAAACUCUAAGAGUUCUGCUACUGGUUCUGGUUCCAACGCUGCAGCUUCUGUUUCUUCUGACGGAAGCUCUUCGUCCUCUUCAUCCAAGUCUAGUGGUGCUGCGGCUGCUCAAUACGCUCCAGCUUCCUCCUUCAUGGGUUUUGCUGCCGCUGUUGCAGUUGCAUUAUUGUAA